AUGGCAAGAACCAAAUAAGGCAAACCAUGUAAUGGUAAACUUAGUUUCUCCCCUGAAAAGAAAAGUAUGUGUAAUGACUCUUGGCAAAUCCAAAGAAAUAUUCAUAAAAAUAAAUAAAAGAAGAAACACAGAUUCAGACCUGGAACUAUUCCCUUAAGAGAAAUUAGAUAGUAUGUUUCAUAUAAACUUAAGGUUCUAAUUUUCAACCAAUCUAUUAAUAAGAAAAAUACCUUUCUAAAGACUAGUUAGGGAAAUAUCUUAAGGAUCUGAUAAAGAAUUCAGAUUUAGUCAAUCUGCCAUGUAUGCUUUACAAGAAGCCACAGAGGGUUUCAUCAUUCAUCUAUUUGAAGAUGCCAAUCUCUGUUCACAUCAUGCUAAAAGAGUCACAUUGUUAGCAAGAGAUCUAUUUUUGGCAAUUAGAAUUUAAGGAAUAGAAUAUUGA
Paramecium sonneborni is the source of this 442-nucleotide messenger RNA. Lineage: Eukaryota; Ciliophora; Oligohymenophorea; Peniculida; Parameciidae. The record is from the annotation of a GenBank genome assembly.